GUUAGGAUUUUUUUUUAAAUUAUAAUACUCAUGGAAACAGCAAGACCCAGCACACACUAAGAAAUGGAAGGCACUACCCAAAAUCCAAAAGAGGCGAUACCAUCGAAACGACCAAACGUUGGGCAAAGGAACUCUCAGAGCGAAAAUAGCAUUCAAGGUGACACAAAGAAGAUGAACUGGGCUACUUCGCUGCAGCAUGUAAAUAAAGCGCGUGGUCCACGACCUGGAUGUGGUAGCACCCUAUGCUGACAACAGGCAUCUCCUCAGAAAAUCUCUGGUGCUAGGGGGCUCGAAUUUUGGCAAGACCUGCAUUGUGCAUAGAUACUACUGCCAUGAGAAAUACUACGACACAUGCAUCUCCACCAUUGGUGCAUCUGCAACUGCAACUGCACCUGCAUCUACAUCCAACAGAUUGCCGAGAACUUUGACAUGCCCUUCUUUGAGGUCUCGUGCAAAUCGAACAUCAACAUUGAGGAUGCGUUUCUGUCGCUGGCCCGCAAAAUACGUGAACAACGAGAGCGAAGGGGCGACAAUCUUGACAACGAGGAGAACAAAGACAAGAAAUCCCCUGGAUCGAAUGGCCUCGGUACCUUCACCUUUACCUUAUCUGCUAGAUGAUAGAUGAUAUACGAGAUGCGAUUCCAACCGCAAACCGAACACCGAAAACCUGAGAACAAAGUUGUCCAAAGCUGUUGAAGCUGAAUUGUAGCCGAAGUUCGUGCAUAUCCAAUGCCAAGAAAUUACAAGAAACCAAAGCGCGAGAUGAACAUUUUAAAUGCAAACAAUAGGGUCGAUACGUUAGUUUGAAUUCGCCAUGUAACAAACUGAGCAAAAUUU
Molecule: messenger RNA, 837 nt
Organism: Drosophila miranda
Lineage: Eukaryota; Metazoa; Arthropoda; Insecta; Diptera; Drosophilidae
Product: ras-like protein rasD
Exons: 3
Coding region: 352-618 (88 amino acids)
Molecular function (GO): GTPase activity; GTP binding
Source: RefSeq, a predicted model, not a curated record